CUAUUAUUGAUAAUAGAGCUGCUAUUAGUAUAAUUAUUCAACAAGCUGCCAAAGAAAUUGGAUUAGAAAUAGACACUUCUUCUAAUAGUUUAAUUUCAUUUGCACUUGAAAAACAAGUUAGAUCUCUAAGUGUUAUUAAGGAUAUUUCUGUAAUAAUUGCAAGAAUUACUAUUUCUAUUUCUAUAGAAGUUGUAUCAGUAACUACUUAUUCUCUUAUUUUGGAAAAUGAUUGGUCUCGCAAACAUAACCAGGCUAUAGAAGGACAACUCAUAGUCAGUAAAGUAGAUGAUAACUGGGAAGAAGAAUAUGAAGAUGAGAAAUUAAUCUCUCAUGAAGCCUAUACCUUAGAAGCAGAAUCUAAUAAUAUUAAAGAUUCAGGAUAG
This is a messenger RNA of Racocetra persica, 383 nucleotides long. NCBI's taxonomy places the organism in Eukaryota, Fungi, Glomeromycota, Glomeromycetes, Diversisporales, Gigasporaceae. The record is from the annotation of a GenBank genome assembly.